Messenger RNA from Coccinella septempunctata (seven-spotted ladybird), 2674 nucleotides. It is a transcript of the gene RnrL, whose product is annotated as ribonucleoside-diphosphate reductase large subunit. Gene Ontology annotation, molecular function: ATP binding; ribonucleoside-diphosphate reductase activity, thioredoxin disulfide as acceptor. Gene Ontology annotation, cellular component: ribonucleoside-diphosphate reductase complex. The transcript is spliced from 4 exons. The record is from RefSeq and is a predicted model, not a curated record. NCBI's taxonomy places the organism in Eukaryota, Metazoa, Arthropoda, Insecta, Coleoptera, Coccinellidae. The coding region runs from base 112 to 2574 and encodes 820 amino acids. Gene Ontology annotation, biological process: deoxyribonucleotide biosynthetic process; DNA replication.
AUGACACUUUUUGCUUUGGCGGGAAACGAAACGGACAAAAGUAAAAACGUUGUUCAGAGCUCUGGGAACUUUGCUCGUAUUUCGUCUGCUAUUUUCAGAUAGAUAUUCGAAAUGGUAAACGAAACGCCGAAGAAACAUUACGUUAUUAAAAGAAAUGGCAAGCAGGAAGAAGUUCAUCUUGACAAGAUCACUUCUAGAAUUGAAAAGUUAUGUUAUGGCUUAAACAAGGAUUAUGUAGAACCUGUUAAUAUUACACUCAAAGUGGUUCGUGGUCUCUACCAUGGGGUGACUACUGUUGAACUGGAUACUUUAGCUGCAGAAACUGCUGCUAUGAUGACUACAGAUCAUCCAGACUAUGGAAUAUUAGCUGCCAGAAUUGCUGUUUCCAACUUACAUAAAGAAACUAAGAAAAAUUUCAGUGAGGUCGUAGAAGAUUUAUACAACAUGAUCAAUGAGAAAACUGGAAGAAAAACGCCGAUGAUUUCUGAUUUCCAUUAUAAGAUCAUCAUGGAAAACGCGGACCGUUUGAAUGCAGCUAUAAAACACGAAAGAGAUUUCAACUAUAACUAUUUCGGUUUUAAAACUUUGGAAAGAUCGUAUCUUUUGAAGAUCAACCGUAAGAUUGUUGAAAGACCUCAGCAUAUGCUGAUGAGAGUUGGUGUUGGAAUUCACGGCGCUGAUAUUGAUAAAGCCAUCGAAACAUACAAUUUGUUGUCAGAGAGAUAUUUCACACAUGCCAGUCCAACUUUAUAUGCUGCUGCUACUCCUAAGCCGCAAUUGUCGUCUUGUUUCCUUUUGAUGAUGCCUGAAGAUAGUAUUGAGGGAAUUUUCAGUUGCAUUACUAAAUGCGCUUAUAUCUCUAAGUCUGCUGGAGGAAUAGGGGUAAACAUACAUAAUAUCAGAGCCAAAGGAACCUAUAUUGCUGGAACGAAUGGGGUCUCAAACGGACUUGUACCAAUGUUGAGAGUUUUCAACAAUACGGCCCAUUAUGUUGACCAAGGCGGCAAUAAGAGGCCAGGUGCUUUCGCCAUCUAUCUUGAACCGUGGCACGCAGAUAUUUUCGAAUUUUUGCAACUUAAGAAAAACACUGGCAAGGAUGAAGUUCGUGCCAGAGAUCUCUUCUAUGCCCUCUGGAUUCCCGACCUUUUUAUGAGAAGGGUUGAAAGUAACGGAAAAUGGUCCUUGAUGUGUCCACACUUGUGUCCUGGACUAUCAGAUUGCUGGGGUGACAAAUUUGACAAACUUUACGAGUCGUAUGAGGCACAAGGAAAAUUCGUUCGUCAAGUUGACGCACAGAAAUUGUGGCAUGCUAUAAUCACAUCGCAAGUUGAAACUGGAACACCUUAUAUGCUGUAUAAAGAUGCGUGUAACAAAAAGAGCAACCAACAGAAUCUAGGAACUAUCAAGAGUAGCAACUUGUGUACAGAAAUUGUAGAAUACACAUCACCUGAUGAAAUUGCUGUUUGCAAUUUGGCGUCUAUCGCAGUGAAUAUGUUUGUAGACAAAGAAAAGAAAGAAUAUGAUUUUCAGAGACUUAGGGAGGUUACUAAAGUUGUAACUAAAAAUCUGAAUAAAAUUAUAGAUAUCAAUUACUAUCCAGUGCCGGAAGCUAAGAAUUCAAAUCUCAGACAUAGACCUAUUGGGAUUGGGAUUCAAGGGUUAGCUGAUGCUUUCAUUUUGAUGAGAAUACCUUUUGAUAGUCCAGAAGCUCUUUUAUUGAAUCAGCAAAUAUUCGAAACUCUGUAUUAUGGAGCAUUAGAAGCAAGUUGUGAAUUAGCACAAGUUGAAGGUACUUAUUCGUCAUAUGAAGGAUGCCCAGUUAGUAAAGGAAUACUUCAGUAUGAUAUGUGGAAUGUAACGCCAACUAAACUUUGGGACUGGUCAGUACUUAAGGAAAAGAUAGCCAAACACGGAGUACGAAACUCCCUCCUCCUGGCGCCAAUGCCAACCGCUUCAACCGCCCAAAUCUUAGGAAAUAACGAAUCCUUCGAACCCUACACAUCGAAUAUUUACACCCGUAGAGUACUCUCAGGCGAAUUCCAAGUAGUAAACCAUCAUUUAUUGAAAGAUCUGACUGACCUUGGCCUCUGGGAUGAUAUCAUGAAGAACCAAAUUAUCGCCAAUUGUGGUUCAAUUCAAAAUAUUCCUACGAUUCCAGAUGAAUUGAAAAGAAUUUAUAAGACUGUCUGGGAGAUUUCACAAAAAGUUGUUUUGAACAUGGCUGCUGAUAGAGGGGCAUUCAUUGAUCAGAGCCAGUCCCUUAAUAUUCACGUUGAGAAACCCACUUACGGAGUUUUGAGUUCAAUUCACUUCUAUGGGUGGAGGAAGGGAUUGAAGACUGGAAUGUAUUAUUUACGUACUAAACCAGCUGCAAGGCCAAUCCAAUUCACAGUAGAUAAACAAAAACUUAUGGUUAAGAAUGACCAGCCAAAGGAACCAGCCAAGGCUACAAAUGGCGAGAAGAAAAAGGAUGUUGAGGAAGUGGUGGAUAGUGAUAAACAGACCGAUGAGGAGUUGGCUAAGUUGGUUUGUUCACUGCAAAAUCCAGGAGCUUGUGACAUGUGUGGAGCCUAAUUUAUAUUCUUGUUAAGAUAUUUCUAGCUAUUAAUAUUAUGUACAACAUUUAUUUAAGAUUCAUUAUUCACUACAUUUUUUGAAUAAAAUUUAUGCAAAA